CCCCCCCAUUUCCGUUACGCUAUAAGCUAUAUGGGCUAACUGGCUGAAGUGUUUUCAAUCUUUUCAUGGUAUAUUUCCCAAAAACUAUUCCUUCCUACUCUUUGACUAGAAAACGCUGGUGCACCAUUUUUGGGACAAACGUUCACAUUCAAAACUGGCAAGGGAAAUCUGGAUUUCUGGAAAGUUAACGUGACAUACUUUACCUUCUGCUGUUUAAGUGCCCUUGAGCAAGAAUCCUAACCGCUCCAGCUAAAGCUGCUCAUUGGCCAUCAGUAUAGGGCUGCAGGCGUGAAGGAGUGUGAGGUGUACAUGUAUGCGGCUGAGAAAAAGCAUCAAAAUGAAACCUCAUUGUGUGUGUGUCUCUGUCUCCCUGGCGGCUUCAGCGUGAAGGAUGUAGAGCCAGAGGGGGGGGCAGGAUGGAGUGCUCCUGGAAGACGGUGCUGCUGCUGGUGUGUGCGUCUCUUGGGGUCCAGUACACGGCCAUCCGGACCCUGAGGGACUCUCUGUCUGGGCCCUGUCAGGGAACCUACCGCUGCCAGACCAGACACCACAGAGACUCCAGAUGGAGAGCCUUGUGUGAUGACAGUUGGAUGCCAGUAGAAUCGCCUCGGAAGCACAUCCUGCUGUUUGCCACCACGCGCAGCGGCUCCUCCUUCACCGGGCAGCUCCUCAACCAGCACCCAGGGAUCUUCUAUGUGUUUGAACCUCUCUACCAUGUCCAGCAGGCCUUCACCAACUCCAGCAGCAGGCUGCGUCGCACCCUGGACCGCCGGGCCCUACUGGGAGCGUACAGGGACCUCCUCCUCAAUCUGUACACCUGUGAUCUUCACUUCAUGGAGAACUACAUCCGCCCGGAGCCCCGGGACCACGUCACGAGCUCCUACUUCCGCCGAAGCUCCAGCCACGCGCUCUGUUCCCCUCCCGUGUGCUCUGAAGGAGGGGACGUAGCGGCCUCUGAUCUUCCCGAUGAAACAUGGUGUCCUAAGAAGUGCGGGGCCCUAAACCUUACCCUAGCCUCCAUGUCAUGUCUGUCAAGGGAACACGUAGCCAUAAAGACAGUGCGGGUCCCUGAGGUGGGAGACCUGCGCACCUUGACAGAAGAUCCACGCCUGGACCUGAAGAUCAUCCACCUGGUGAGAGACCCCAGAGCCAUCCUCGCCUCACGCAUGAUGGCGUUUUCAGAUCAAUUCCGCGCUUGGAAGAUAUGGAACGCGACCGGGCGGCAGCCUCGAUACGUGGACCUGACGCAGAUCACCAGCACCUGCAAGGACAUGGCUGCCUCCGCAGAAACAGGCCUGCAAAGACCGGCAUGGCUGCGGGGACGCUACCUGCUGGUGCGGUACGAGGACCUGGCGUUCAAACCGAAGGACAAGGCCACGGAGAUCUACAGGUUUGUGGGGCUGGAGAUGGAGGACAGGGUGCGGCUGUGGAUUGCAAAGAACACCAACAGUAACGGGUCGUCUCCGUCAGAGUGGAACUACAGGUACUCCACCACCAGAGACUCCAGGGCGACAGCAGAGAGCUGGAGGCGUCGUCUGGGCUUUGACAUCGUGAGGACCGUGCAGAAUCUGUGCAACGACACUCUGGCCCUGCUGGGAUACAAGCAGGUUCACUCUGCAGCUGAACUCCGAAACUUGUCUCACAGUUUAGUGGAACACAGGACCUUUCAACCAGUCACAUGGUAGAAAAAAACUUUACUGUUUAUUUAUUUAUUUAUUUCAGCUGACUUUCCUCUCUGUCAUGAUGCUGAUAACAUGAAUGUAAUUUAUCUUAUUUUUCAAUAACGCCUAAACUGAUAUCACUUUUUAUGGUUUUGUUAAAGAUAUUAAAAGUGCCAAAUGUCAAGCGUUGUGCGUGUGCGAUGCUGGAAAAAGUAUUGAUCCAGAAUUAAGUCCAUACUGCUGUAUGUGUUGAUUGAAAACUCUUCUCGAAUUCAAAAACACUGAAUCCUGAUGUGAUGAAGUUUAUUUUGUUUUUUUUAGGAUUCAAUUUUCUCAUAAUUUCAGUAUUUAAACAGGGGGAGGAGGGGAAGACAGCUGAAAGAGCCCAGGUACCAUUUCAGAGUAAAUCUGACCCUAAAUCAGACACACAGGAAGCGAGGGGGAUGCAUUUGUCAAAUAAAUAAAUAAAUUAUAGGGCUUGCCUUCCAAGUGUCUCUAAUGCAUUUUUGGAAAAGGAUUAAAAUGUCACGUUGUAGGAAGAAUAUCUGCACUGCAGCUCUAAUUGUGAAGAUGGGUCUCAUAGAACCAAUGUUUUUAUUUUUUUGUAAAUACUGAUUAACUGUCGCAAUGCAAGUGUGCAAAUAUUAUGUACUGGAUGUGUUUGA
Messenger RNA from Perca flavescens (yellow perch), 2326 nucleotides. Its product is annotated as Carbohydrate sulfotransferase 1-like. NCBI's taxonomy places the organism in Eukaryota, Metazoa, Chordata, Actinopteri, Perciformes, Percidae. The transcript has 2 exons. Gene Ontology annotation, molecular function: N-acetylglucosamine 6-O-sulfotransferase activity. Gene Ontology annotation, biological process: sulfur compound metabolic process; carbohydrate metabolic process; N-acetylglucosamine metabolic process. The record is from RefSeq and is a predicted model, not a curated record. Gene Ontology annotation, cellular component: Golgi membrane. The coding region runs from base 417 to 1685 and encodes 422 amino acids.